GUGUGUAUCGAUCGGUUUUUGAGCUUGCUAGUAACGAAAAACGCGUGUCGUGAGUAGAAAAUGGUCCGAUGGCUACCUUAGUGACCGGUUCUAGCCUACAGAGGGUUAAUUUAUUACCGUUAACCAUGGCAGAAGACUGUAGUAGUUGUUCUAGUGAUGAUACAGUGCUCUCAGUCGGAAACGAAGCAGAAAACCAGCCCCCAGACGAUUCAGAGUGCGUUAACGGAGGUAGUACUUUGAGUUUUAAGAAUCUGGAAGAUCAUUUGAACGCUCUGAGUCAAGGACAGUCGUCUUCCAGGCUUAGUCCGUCGAACAGUAGUUCCAGAUCGUGUUCGUCCCCGUUGUUCCGUGCAGAGAACUUGGUGAACUUCGGGUACCGUAGUGGCGAACAGUUAGGGUACCACGGAGGGUCUAGUUUGUGUUCUCCAACAUCAGUACAAAGUGACGGGACGGACAGUCCAGGCAGCCCGUGUUCUAGAUGGAUCUCUUCUGCCAAAACACCUUCAAACACCUCUCCGGAAUCAUCCAGGCAUCAAAACGAGGUUUUCUUCAGGCCAGGUACCGCCCAGGACCAGAAAACUGACCACCAAGCAACGUUAAAGUUCUCGAUAGACAAUAUUUUGAAGGCUGACUUCGGUAGAAGUAGAAUACUAGACCCUAUAACGAUAAGAAAGUCGAAACCUCCCCCUUGUAAGAAGCCUGUGGGUGAUGGGGGCGGUUUCUCUGGAGAAGUACGAAGGCAGGGUACUUCAACUUGUGUGGAUAACGAGAGAACGAGCGGGGGACCGGUAGAUUUGAGUCCUAGGAGUGAUAGGAGUGGUGAUUCUUCGAAAAAUGAGACUUCUGGGGGUAAGGGUGAUCAACCAAUGUUAUGGCCAGCUUGGGUGUACUGUACCAGAUAUUCGGAUCGUCCUAGUUCAGGAAGAAGUCCCAGAACAAGGCGCAUGAAAAAACCCGGCACCAAAGGAACAGUACCCGAAGAAAAACGACCUAGAACCGCCUUUUCCGGAGCCCAACUUGCCAGGCUCAAGCACGAGUUCGCAGAGAACCGCUACUUGACAGAACGAAGACGGCAACAGCUCAGUUCAGAACUUGGCUUGAACGAGGCCCAAAUUAAAAUAUGGUUCCAGAAUAAGAGAGCCAAGAUCAAGAAGGCUUCGGGGCAGAAAAACCCUUUGGCAUUGCAGUUGAUGGCGCAGGGGUUGUAUAAUCAUAGUACCAUACCUUUAACCAAAGAGGAGGAGGAACUGGAGAAGUUACAGACGCAGGGGAAGGUCGCGUAAAGAUGGACAACAGUGAGGUUGAGGUUUUUUGGAAUUUGGACUGUUUUUUAUGAACGAAAUCGUUUGAAAAUGUGAAAUUUUUUAUUAGAGUCAAAAUAUAAUUCAUGUUCAUGUUAAAAUCAACUACCAGUUUUUAAAUUUACAAUUUUUUAGAGCCAAAAGGGCUGCAGGAUUUGAUUGAACCUUUGAAUAGAAAGAUUAAGGAAGAAUAUAAGGACAUAUACAGGGUGUUUCAAAAAACAUGUGCCAUCUCUGGUGGGGAGGUUCCUCGCGUAAAAAUAAGAUUUAUUUUUCAUAUCAACAUAGGUCCGAUUCUGCUUCGUUUCGAAACUACAGGAUGUUAACAUCUUAAUAAUCUUUCGAUUUAUUAUAAUUU
Molecule: messenger RNA, 1659 nt
Organism: Sitophilus oryzae (rice weevil)
Lineage: Eukaryota; Metazoa; Arthropoda; Insecta; Coleoptera; Curculionidae
Gene: En
Product: homeobox protein invected-like
Exons: 3
Coding region: 69-1283 (404 amino acids)
Biological process (GO): regulation of transcription by RNA polymerase II; neuron differentiation; multicellular organism development
Cellular component (GO): nucleus
Molecular function (GO): DNA-binding transcription factor activity, RNA polymerase II-specific; RNA polymerase II cis-regulatory region sequence-specific DNA binding
Source: RefSeq, a predicted model, not a curated record